Messenger RNA from Solenopsis invicta (red fire ant), 602 nucleotides. It is a transcript of the gene Pcd, whose product is annotated as probable pterin-4-alpha-carbinolamine dehydratase. Gene Ontology annotation, molecular function: 4-alpha-hydroxytetrahydrobiopterin dehydratase activity. Gene Ontology annotation, biological process: tetrahydrobiopterin biosynthetic process. Lineage: Eukaryota; Metazoa; Arthropoda; Insecta; Hymenoptera; Formicidae. The coding region runs from base 41 to 457 and encodes 138 amino acids. The transcript is spliced from 4 exons. The record is from RefSeq and is a predicted model, not a curated record.
GGAUCUAACGAAACAAGAGAGAACGAGCCUUCGACAUAACAUGAUAGCGGUAUUGACCAGACGAGCAAGUGGAGGGGAUUGCUUUCGAAAAUAUAUAUCGCGUAUUCUAGACCGCAGAGAUUUAUCCGCUGCUAUCUCGAAGAAAACCAAAAUGAGUAAAUUAACUCCAGAAGAACGAGAGCAGAACUUGAGUCCGUUGUUGUCAACGGGAUGGACUGUCCAAGCGAACAGGGAUGCAAUCUACAAGGAGUUUGUAUUUAAGAACUUCAAUGAGGCCUUUGGAUUUAUGACAAGAGUGGCUUUACAGGCUGAAAAAAUGGAUCAUCAUCCCGAGUGGUUCAAUGUUUACAAUAAAGUAAAUAUCACUUUGUCGUCUCACGACGUGAAUGGAUUGUCACAGAGAGACGUAAAACUGGCGACGUUCAUAGACAAGGUCGCUACUCCUACUGGCAAAUAAAUUUCUGCUGGCCUGCUGAUCUGUGUGGAGCUCCAUCUGUUAUACAUUUAUUAUGCAUGUGAUGACAAUAAUGAGAAAAAAUAUUGUUUGUUAUAAUUUGUAGCAUAAAUGUUGAUGGUAUUGAUUAUAUUUUUUAGCUCGCAUG